AUGACACAAAAUAAUGUUGGUGGAUCAGCGAAAGAUGCAGCCGAUCAGAAUUUUGAUUAUAUGUUUAAAUUACUUAUUAUCGGAAACUCAUCUGUAGGAAAAACAUCAUUUCUUUUUCGAUACGCCGAUGAUUCGUUUACAUCAGCCUUUGUUAGUACAGUUGGUAUUGAUUUUAAGGUUAAAACUGUAUUUCGUCAUGAUAAACGUGUUAAAUUACAAAUAUGGGAUACAGCUGGUCAAGAACGUUAUCGAACAAUAACAACUGCAUAUUAUCGUGGUGCAAUGGGCUUUAUUCUAAUGUAUGAUAUAACAAACGAAGAAUCAUUUAAUGCUGUACAAGAUUGGUGUACACAAAUAAAAAUGUAUUCAUGGGAUAAUGCACAAGUUGUUCUAGCUGGAAAUAAAUGCGAUUUAGAACAGGAUAGAGCUGUGACACAAGAACGAGGCAAACGUCUUGCAGAUCAAUUGGGUAAUUUGGUUCUACAGAUAAAGACACAUUCAUGGGAAAAAACCCCGGUUAUAUUAAUUGGGAAUAAAUGUGAUAUGGCAAAUGAGAGAGUUGUUCAUUUGGAAGAAGGAAAAAAACUUGCCGAUGCAAUCGGUUUGGAAUUUUUUGAAACUUCAGCAAAAGAAAAUAUCAAUGUUAAAUCUGUAUUUGAAAGAUUGGUUGAUAUUAUUUUAGAAAAAAUGUCUGAUGCAAGUGAUGAUUCAAGUGGUACUGGUCAAGGAAAUGCUGUCUAUGGUAAUCAACCAGGUGCAUAUAAUAAAGGAACUACAAGACUUACCGUUAAUGAUCAACAAACUAAAGGCAAUCAAUGUCAAUGUUAG
Rotaria sp. Silwood2 is the source of this 828-nucleotide messenger RNA. The record is from the annotation of a GenBank genome assembly. NCBI's taxonomy places the organism in Eukaryota, Metazoa, Rotifera, Eurotatoria, Philodinida, Philodinidae.